UGCAGAGGUGGAGUCUGAGGCAGAGAGAAGUUGGUAAGAGGGAGAAAGAGGAUUAUACAACAUUUUCCUUGUUUUGGGGUCAGAGUGAGCAGCGAGUGGGAUCCCAAGACAUCAAAACAGUGACAUCCAGAACUGACUGACCCCAGAGCUACCUUCAUCAGAAGAGGAUUUACCAGGAUGCUGCCUGCCCCCAAGUGGCUAUCUCAUCUUCUGGGCCUGGCAGUCCUGGAGCCUGGGGUUUCUUCCAUCCUGUUACUGGCCUUACUGGCCCUUGGCACCUGGAUCCUAGUCAAGGGCCUAGCCUGGGUCCAACGAUACUAUGUCAACUGCCAGAGGCUUCGGUGUUUCCCUCAGCCCCCUCUUAAGAACUGGUUCUUUGGCCACCUGGGGUUGGCUCCAGAUACUGAAGAGGGUAUUUGCUAUCUUCAGGAGCUGAGCCGUCUAUUCAGUGAUGUCCACAUCUGGUGGAUGGGGCCAUUCACUCCCACGAUAAGACUCAACCAUCCCCAGGUCAUCUCCCCCUUGCUUAAGGCUUCAGCUAUUAUUGCACCCAAGGACAAAUUGUUCUAUGGCUUCCUGAAACCUUGGCUGGGGGAUGGGCUUUUGCUGAGUAAAGGAGACAAAUGGAGCCGGCACCGGCGCAUGCUGACCCCAGCUUUUCACUUUGAUGUCCUUAAACCUCAUGUGAAGAUCUUCAACCAGAGUGCAGAUAUCAUGCAUAGUGCAAUAAGUUUAGGGCUGUGGGGCAGAGACCAUGAUCACCAUCACCCAGGAGCCUCUUCCAGGAUCUUGCAGGCAAAAUGGAGGCGCCUGUGUGCUGAGGGCAGCAAUUACCUGGACAUGUUUGAACACAUCAGUCUCAUGACCCUGGAUAGCCUGCAGAAAUGCAUCUUCAGCCACAACAGCAACUGCCAGGAGAAACCAAGUGCCUACAUUUCAGCUAUCAUGGAGUUGAGUUCUCUUGUGGUAAAGCGUUACAAUCAGCCACUUCUAUACUGGGAUGCCCUGUACUAUCUCACCAGCCAGGGAAGGCAUUUCUCCCGUGCCUGCCGUCUGGUGCACGAUUUCUCAAAUGCUGUCAUACAGGACCAAAGGUGUAUCCUUGCCCAGCAGGGGUCUGAGGCCUUCCUCAGGGACAAGGCCAAAAGCAAGACCAUUGACUUCAUAGAUGUUCUCCUGCUGGCCAAAGAUGAAGAUGGAAAGGCUCUGUCAGACAAGGACAUCCAGGCAGAAGCUGACACUUUCAUGUUUGGAGGCCAUGAUACAACUGCAAGUGGCAUCUCCUGGGUCCUUUACAACCUGGCCCAGCAUCAGGAGCACCAGGACCACUGUCGCCAGGAGAUACAAGAGCUCCUGAGAGGUCGGCAACCCGAGGAGAUUGAAUGGGAUGAUCUGUCCCAGAUGCCCUUUCUGACCAUGUGCAUCAAAGGAAGCCUCCGGCUGCACCCGCCAGUUGCCAUGAUCUCCCGCUGCUGCACCAAGGACAUCCAGCUGCCUGAUGGGCGAAUCAUUCCUAAAGGAAACAUUUGCCUGGUCAGCAUCUUUGGAACUCACUAUAACCCUGCUGUGUGGCCCAACCCUGAGGUUUUUGACCCAUAUCGCUUUGACAUCAGCAAGUCCCAAAAGAUUUCACCCCUGGCCUUUAUACCCUUCUCAGCUGGACCCAGGAACUGCAUUGGCCAAAACUUCGCCAUGUCUGAGAUGAAGGUUGUGCUAGCCCUCACCUUACUGAGGUUCCGAGUCCUCCCUGAUAAAGACCCAGUGCGAAGAAAGCCAGAAAUUAUUCUCAGAGCAGAAAGUGGUCUGUGCCUGAAGGUGGAGCCACUUUUGGGUCCUUCCAGCCCUGAGGCACACCUCUCAGAAGCCCCUCAGGAAUGAUGGCUGGAUGUAUCCUUCUGCUUUGGAACAUGAAUGCCUGCUUUCUACCUGCCCAUCCACCCACCCUUACCUUGAUUGUAAUUCUUCUAAAUAAAAACAUUUCAACAUGGAA
Phascolarctos cinereus (koala) is the source of this 1990-nucleotide messenger RNA. Its product is annotated as cytochrome P450 4F3-like. NCBI's taxonomy places the organism in Eukaryota, Metazoa, Chordata, Mammalia, Diprotodontia, Phascolarctidae. Gene Ontology annotation, molecular function: heme binding; oxidoreductase activity, acting on paired donors, with incorporation or reduction of molecular oxygen; iron ion binding. The record is from RefSeq and is a predicted model, not a curated record.